Spodoptera littoralis (African cotton leafworm) is the source of this 12828-nucleotide messenger RNA. Lineage: Eukaryota; Metazoa; Arthropoda; Insecta; Lepidoptera; Noctuidae. The record is from the annotation of a GenBank genome assembly.
AUGUAUUUAGUAACACAAAUAAUUAUUUUGUUAUUAUCAAUAUACCUCAGCAAUGCUGGUUAUGGGGUAUCGGCACCAUCAAGCGAUCCAUAUGAACAAUCCGACGUGCAGGCUCCAGCAUACGUACCAUCGUAUUUGAAAAACCAACGGUACAGUGGUGGAACGAAAACAGGCUAUACUGGCACCAAAACCGGGUACUCUGGUACUAAAACCGGGUACAGUGGCACCAAAACAGGGUACAGUGGCACAAAAACCGGGUACAGUGGCACUAAAACCAAAACAGGUUAUAGUGGAACGAAAACCGGGUAUUCCGGCACGAAAAGCGGUUACGGAACCAAGUCCAGAUACUCUGAAAGCAAAACUUGGUAUUCUAAUAAUGGUGCUGUGCCUAACUACAACGAGUUCCAGAACAACGCUAACAUGCCAUUUAUGCCAAAAUGUGAGCCGGCUUGCAAGAACGCGGGUAUCUGCGUGGACACGAACACUUGCGACUGCCCUUCCAACUUCCACGGCAAGUACUGCGAGUUCGAGAAGAAGCCCUGCCUCUCCUACCCACCCCUACCCAUGAAUUCCGCCAGGAAGUGCUCGUCGGAACUAUGCACAAUCACUUGCGUAGAAGGCCAUAGAUUCAUCGAUGGGUCCACUGUUGCCAACAUGCGUUGUAUGGACGGGCAGUGGCAGCCGACGAGGGCUGACUUCACCACCAUUCCUGACUGUAUGCCCGAGUGUAACCCUCCCUGUCAGAACGGAGGAGUGUGCCUCGCUGUGAACAUGUGCGAAUGUCCUUCAGAGUUCAGAGGACCUCAGUGCCAGUAUUCGGUCAGUGCCUGCGACAUUCGUAAGCUGGCAUUCAACGGCGCGUACGACUGUUUCGGCGACAGUGAGUCGUCCAGCUGUAUACUGUCGUGUCCAGCCGGCAGCACGUUCAGUUCGCCCGCCGCCGAGCUAUACUCCUGCAAGUAUUCCACGGGGAUCUACGAGCCACAACCUAUACCACACUGCGUUUUCCCUGAAGUCGUAGUUAUAACGCCAGGCGGCCACAGAUACAACAGUACAUACACAUACUACUCGGAAACCUCAAGCGAGUCCCAUGGUCAUCAUGAAAUGAUAAGUCAGAGUCAAACCCACCAUUCCAUCGGAGGAAGCUCUCAUAGCUCCAUAGACGAACAGACCACACAUGGCAUGCAUGGCUCUCACUCGUCAUACGGCACCGGUCGGCCUAUUGUCGUGAUACAGGAUCGGACGCCUAAAGGCGGCACUUGCUUAACCUGGGCUGGUGUUCAUUAUAAGACUUUUGAUGGGAAGAUAUAUAGCUUCCAAUCCCCCUGCCAGCAUAUCUUGGUCCGCGAAGCGAAGGAGCACCUGUACUCAGUAGAGAUCAAGCACGGCGUCUGUAAGAACCCAGCUGUUUGUCCCAGCGAGCUGACAGUCUACCUCGACGAUAAAUCCUACGUUCUAAGUGUUGGAGACGACGGAUCCGUGGUAUUCCGUAACACGAAGCGACUGAUUCCAAUCCCGGCAUCGCUGCCCGGUAUCCGUGUUGCUAUGCCCAGUGACUACGUCGUUGUUAACUUGGACGCCGUCGGAGUUACUAUUAAAUGGGAUACCAAUAACGUGGUUCUAGUAGAAGGAUCUGUUGUUGUAUGGAACAAUACUGAAGGUCUUUGUGGCACGCUCAACGGUAACCCUGAAGAUGACUUCAUGACCAGGGACAAAACUAUCGCUAAAACAAAGUCUGUCCUCGCUUCAUCCUGGCAAGUCAAUAAGAUUGGAGAUGUCUGUGACAGCCAACCAACGGAAACGAGCGCUUGCGCAUCGAAAUCGGACGACGACAUGACGAAAGCGCAGCAUUUCUGCGCUACGAUAUUCUCGAAAGAUAAAUUUAGGAAGUGUUCGAAGGUUAUGGAUGUGACUCUUCUACUGGAAGCGUGUGCAUGGGAUUACUGCGCUUGUACCACCAGCCUAAGUCCCGAGGACUGCGCUUGCAGUACUGUCUCCGUGUACGCCAAGGAGUGUCUCCGUCACGGAGUCGAGGAGAUGAAGGACUGGCGAGAUGCUGAGACUUGUCCAAUGAAGUGUCCAGAAGGCAAGAUCUACAAGGCCUGCGGUCCAGACUCCCAGCCAAGCUGUGCGUUCCCCCUGGUGUCCGCGAAGGCCACCAACGCUUCCUGCGUGGAGGGAUGCUUCUGUCCUGAAGGUCUACUCCUUGAGGGGGGCAAGUGUGUGCCCAAGACUGAAUGCCCUUGCCGGUUGAGGAAUAAGAGCUUUAAACCUGGAUCUACUGUUAAGAAGGACUGUAAUACUUGUACGUGCGAGGGGGGCGCGUGGACGUGUACGCAGGUGGCGUGUGGGGCGCGGUGCGGCGCGGUGGGGGACCCGCACUACUCCACGUUCGAUGGCCUGCGGUAUGACUUCAUGGGCCGCUGCACAUACACCAUGCUGCAAACUGACAACGUCACUGUCGAGGUCGAGAACGUUGCCUGCUCGGGCGCCAUUACUGAGGCGAUGAACCUAAGCCCCUACAAAGGCGCAGGGAAGCCAUCUUGCACGAAGGCAGUGAACAUCAACUACGAUGGCGCUAGUGUGCACUUGAAGCAAGGAGGGUUUAUACUAGUCAAUGGAAAGGAGGUCUCCACCUUACCUGUCAUGGCGGGAGAUAUAAGGAUCAGAGCUGCUUCUUCUAUGUUUAUUAUUGUACAACUCCCCAACAAAGUGGACUUAUGGUGGGAUGGCAACACUCGCGUCUUCAUUGAUGUACCCGCUGAGUUCCAAGGAAAGACAAAGGGUCUUUGCGGAACCUUCAACUUGAAUCAAAAGGACGACUUUUUGACUCCCGAAAAUGACAUUGAGCAGUCAGCUCUAGCGUUUGCCAACAAAUGGAAGACCAGGGAGAUGUGCACUGAUAUUGACACUAAGGAACCGGAGCAUCCUUGUAAAGCUAAUAUCGAGAACAAGGCCACGGCUGAGAAGUACUGCAGCAAACUGAAGAGUAAAGUCUUUGAAGCCUGCCACUGGUACGUGGACGUGGAGCCGUUCUACUCGGCGUGCGUGUACGACAUGUGCGCGUGCGGCUCGGACGUGAGUCGGUGCCUGUGUCCGGUGCUGGGGGACUACGCCAUGCAGUGCGCCAAGGCCGGCGUGCUCAUACAGUGGCGGUACAGUGUGCAGGAGUGCGAGCUGCAGUGCCCGGGCGGGCAGCAGUACACGGUGUGCGCGGACAGUUGCCUGCGCAAGUGCAGCGACAGCGCGCUGGCGGCCGCCGGCACCUGCCGGGCCUGCUGCGUCGAGGGCUGCGCCUGCCCGCCCGGACAGCUCUUAGAUGACAACAACGUUUGCGUGCCAACCGGCCUGUGUCCCUGCUACCACAAGGGGUUGCAGUUCAACGCUGGAUACAAAGAAGUUAGAGCCGGCAGGAGAGAGAGGGAGCUAUGCACCUGUGUGGGAGCGCGCUGGGACUGUACGCCCGCGACGCCGGCCGACAUCCAGAACUACCCGCCCGCCGAGGACAUGCGCACCAACUGCAGCGCCACCAGCAACAUGGAGUUCACCACCUGCGAGAUUGCUGAGCCACUGACAUGCAAGAACAUGCAUCUCCCCCCAACAUCAACGACAGCUGAAUGCCGUCCAGGCUGCCAGUGCAAGAAGGGCUUCGUCCUGGACACGAUGUCCAAGAAGUGUGUGGCUCCGACCCAGUGCCCGUGUCACCAUGGCGGCAGGAGUUACCCUGACGGACAUACCAUGCAGGAGGAGUGUAAUAAAUGUGAGUGCAAGAGCGGCAACUGGACGUGUACGCAACGUAAAUGCGCCGGCAUUUGUUCAGCGUGGGGCGACUCCCACGUCGUCACCUUUGACGGCACUGAUUAUGACUUUGAGGGAGUCUGUACUUAUCUCCUGGCUAAGGGAGUCAUGGACAGCAAGGAUGGUUUCGAUGUGGAAAUCCAGAACGUUCCAUGCGGUACAACUGGCGCUACGUGCUCUAAAUCCGUGACCCUGAAGGUCGGCAGUGGUAACAAUGAGGAGAUCGUCUCCCUUACCAAGAACUCUCCACUCCCAGACAUAUCUAAACUGAAGAGGAUCAAAAUGCGUAUAGCUGGUGGCUACGUGUUCCUGGACGUGCCAACCCUGGGUAUGAGCCUGCAAUGGGACCGCGGUAUGAGGGUCUACGUCAAGGUCGAGUCUAUCUGGCAAGGAAGGGUGAAAGGUCUGUGCGGUAACUACAACGGAGACAUGCGCGAUGACUUCCAGACUCCGUCAGGCGGUGGCAUGGCAGAGUCAUCGGCUCUCAUCUUCGCUGACUCCUGGAAACUUAAGCCUACUUGUCCUAAACCACAACGUAUACUGGAUCACUGUAAGCAACGCCCAGAACGUAAAGAAUGGGCGUCGUCCAUGUGCAGCAAGAUGAAGCAGUUCCCGUUCAGCCUGUGCCACGCGGAGGUGCCCCCGUCGGCGUACAUCGAGCGCUGCACGCGCGACGCGUGCGCCUGCGACUCGGGCGCCGACUGCGACUGCGCCUGCACUGCGCUGGCGGCCUACGCGUACGCAUGCGCGGCUAGGGGCGUUACGUUUAAAUGGAGGACGCAGGAGACUUGUCCCAUGCAGUGUGACGAGGAGUGCUCUAACUACGACGCCUGCCUACCCGCUUGCCCAUUGGAGACUUGUGAUAACACCUUGUAUUACGCUGAUAUGAAGACGAGCUGCGAACAAGAGACUUGUAUUGAAGGCUGCAAACCCAAGAAGUCGUGUCCAGAAGGCCAGGUGUACAAGAACGGGUCGCACGCGGAGUGCGUCCCGCGCGGGCGGUGCCGGCCGGCCUGCAUGGUGCUGGCGGACGGCCGCGAGCUGGCCGAGGGGGACGUCGUCGAGGAGGACGCCUGCCAUACUUGUCGCUGCUCCAAGAAACAGAAGAUCUGCACUGGGCAGCCUUGCAGCACUACUGUUCAAACUCCACGAGAAGAAACAACCCCGAAGCCUCACGACGAGCCACUGAAGUGUGUGACGGGGUGGACCAACUGGAUCAACCGAGGGGAGCCGGAGAUAGGACCGCAUGGAGAGUCCAUCGACAACGAACCAUUGCCACGACCUAAUGAACUGACUAUCGGUACACCAAUGUGUAAAGAGAAGAUGAUGAAGAAGAUAGAAUGCCGUACUGUAAAGGACCACAAGACCCCUAAGGAGACUGGUCUAGAUGUAGAGUGCAGUCUGGAGCGAGGCCUGUACUGUAAGGAGGUCGGCGGGAAGAAGUGUGUAGACUUCGAGAUCAGAGUCUACUGCGAGUGCGAGGAACCAUCUCUCUGCGAGAACUCAGUCCGUCCGAACGAGCCCCACCCGACAGACUGUACGAAGUUCUACGAGUGCGCCCCGUCCGGGCCCGUGCUGAAAUCGUGUGGCCCCGGCACUCUGUACAACAAUGUCACCAUGGUCUGUGACUGGCCUGCCAGCGUCGCACUCGUCAGACCCGACUGUGGCGGUACUACUCCCGGUGCUGUUUCGACUACGACUACUAUUCUAUCAACUACAUCAAUAGUAUCAGCAGUACCUGGGGAGUCGACAGUGACGACCGUGUCCCCGUGCCCGGCCGGACAGGAGUAUUCCUCCUGCGCAUACCGCUGCGACAGACUCUGUGACUACUUCCGCAGGACUAUGGUGCAGAAGGGACGCUGUGUUGGAGAGCUUUGUGUGGAAGGUUGCGUCAGUAAGAAGUGUCCGCCGGACUCGUACUGGAGAGACGAGAAGACCUGCGUGCCACGCAAGGAUUGUACCUGCUUCGCUGACGAUAAGAUCAUUAAGCCUGGAGGCGUAGUAGCAGACGGCUGCAUCAAAUGCCAGUGUCUGAACAACGAGAUGCAUUGUGACUCGAGCGAGUGUGUCAUAGUCAGCACACAAGUACAAGGAUCCACUCACCAACCGAUCAUCGAACCCCACAUACUGCCAUCGCCUUCCACUACGACUUCUAGCACGACUACUACGACUACUACGACCACUACGACCACUACGACUACUACGACUACGCCGAAACCGACUACUGUUGAGAAAGUGACGUCACCGCCUCCAGAGUGUUCGAAAGAAAACUUAAUGGACCUGAUGUGGGGAGACCAGCCUCUCCCAGACUCCUCAUUCAGCGCCAGCUCCGUCGCCAGCGGAUUGUUCGAGCCACAGUAUGCUAAGCUCAACGGACACCCACUUGACGUCACUGCUGGAAGUUGGAACCCAGCAACUCAAGAUCAGAACCAGUACAUCCAAGUGGAACUGCCUCGUCGGGAGCCUAUCUUCGGUGUGAAGAUGCAGGGCAGCCCACUCUUCGACCAGUAUGUUACCAGCUACGAAGUGUUGUAUGGCGACAGUAAUGAUACAUUGGAAGUCAUCAAGGGGCCUGAUGGAAAACCGAAGGUAUUCAAAGGACCUUCAGACAACCGUACACCAGUGUCCCAAUGGCUGGAACCGCCAGUAGAAGCCAAAGUCGUUCGCAUACACCCUCUCACAUGGCAUGAAGAAAUCUCCAUCAGAUUCGAAUUAGUUGGCUGCAGCGAGGAAACAACCACCGCCUUCGCCUCCACGGGUACUACACCGGCUAUCCCGACUUCUCCGACUAUCCCAAGUACGAAGACUACGCCGCCGACUAUUCCGACUACGCCGACUACACCGACUACGCCAGUGCCUUCGACGAAGACAACUAUUGCAGCUCCUUUGAUUAUCCCGAGCACUGUGUCACCGCCGCCACUUUGUAAUCCGAAUAGCUACUUGGACCUGAUGUGGGGAGACCAGCCUCUCCCAGACUCCUCGUUCAGCGCCAGCUCCGUCGCCAGCGGACUGUUCGAGCCACAGUAUGCCAAACUCAACGGACACCCACUUGAUGUCACUGCCGGUAGUUGGAACCCGGCUACCCAAGAUCAGAACCAGUACAUCCAAGUGGAGUUCCCUCGUCGGGAGCCGGUGUACGGAGUGAAGAUGCAGGGCAGCCCACUCUUCGACCAGUACGUCACCAGCUACAAGGUCCUGUACAGCGAUGAUGGAGUUUCCUUCUCCACUGUUAACGGACCUGAUGGGAAGCCGAAGGUGUUCCGCGGUCCAGUAGACCACACCACGGUAUCCCAACAGAUGAUAGAGCCUCCAGUAGAAGCCAAGGUCUACCGCAUCCAACCUCUGACGUGGCACGAGGAGAUCUCCGUGCGGUUCGAGCUCAUCGGGUGCAAGGAACCAUCUUCCAUGGAGACAACUGUCACCACUGUCGUUCCACCACAGCCAGAAUGCCUGGAGCCUCUAGGUCUUGGCGCUGAUCUUCCACUGGAGAGCAUCGAAGUGAGCUCCAACAAUGACGCGCGACAGUACUUCAAACUGGACGGAGAGAGGGGAUGGAGACCUCUGUACAGCACGCCUGGAGAAUGGAUCAUGUUCAAUUUCACAUCACCACGAAACAUAACCGGCAUCAAAACGAAGGGUGGUCCAUUAGGAUGGGUGUCCACCUACAAGAUCAUGUACACCUCAGACCUGUCCAUCUUCAACCCUGUAGUGGGGGACAAAGGAGACAAGGUGUUCCCAGGGAACUUCGACAAAAACUCUGAACAUUUUGAAGCGUUCUACCCACCCAUACAUGCGCAGUAUUUGAAGGUAUUGCCUUUGACCUGGAAAGACAAUAUUGAGAUGAGGAUCGAACCAAUUGGAUGCUUUGAACCUUACCCUGUAACAGAGAAGCUUCCAGAAGUAACGACCUCCCGCUACCGGGAACCUUCCCUCCCUGAACCUAUCACCUGCGAGCUCUGUCCAGGAGUGCAGAAGUUGGAGGAAGGCAACAGCUGUGACUGCAAGGCACCUGCCAAGUACUAUGAUGGAGACAACUGUGUGACCAGAGACCAGUGUCCUUGUAUCGAGUCGUUUAUGACUUACCCUGUGGGGUCUACGUUCCGCGGCGCCAACUGUGACGAGUGUGUGUGCAAGCUGGGCGGCGUCACUCAUUGCCAGCCUGUCAAGCAGUGCAGGUGUGCACCGGAUCUAGUACCAAAACUGUCACCAUCCACGUGCGAGUGCACUUGCGAGCCGUGUCCAUCAGGCACCAAGAUCUGUCCGACGAGCAAGCUCUGUCUCCCACUAGACAAGUGGUGCGACGGUCUCCAGGACUGUCCUGAUGAUGAGAAGGAUUGUACCACUACCACGCCCAGUACUCCGAUGACCACGGUGGUGGAGAAAGAGGUGGUCACCACCCAGUCUCCUGCCACUGUCGCUGCUGUCGUCACUACUGCUAAACCUCUAGAAUGUCCGAAGGUGGAAUGUCCUCCAGGCUACACCGUGGUGUACACGUCGACAGAACCAAGUUCCCCUCGCUCCACGUACGGCUCAGCCACUGAACUCCCUCCGCCAAGGCCCAGGUACUCCUACCAGAGGUACCAGAGAGGUUACUCUAAAGGAGGGUAUUCCAAGGGAGGAUAUUCUAAAGGCGGAUAUUCCAAGGGAGGAUAUUCUAAAGGCGGAUACUCCAAAGGCGGUCUGCCGGCACCACGUCCGAACCAAGCGUUCUCCCUGGACAAGCCAGACGUAAGCUCCUCGACCAAGACCCCGGCGCCCAAGAAAGAAUGUGCGCAGUUCAAGUGUAUCCCCAAGCUCCCCCCCUACCGCCCUGGCGGAGGAGUCACCCCUCCCCCCGUCUGUUCCGUCGUCACCUGUCCUCCGGGAUACUCCCUGCGACUGGACAAAUCUGCUUCCGGAUCCAACAAGUGUCCUCAAUAUGAGUGCGUGCCUCCUCCGGAGCGUCCCGUGUACUGCAAUGUGACCGGUCGUACCUUCAACACAUUCGACGGCGUCGAGUACAAGUACGACGCAUGCUUCCACAUCCUCGCUCGUGAGAACAGAUUCGAUGCCUGGACUAUACUCAUCCGCAAGAAAUGUCGUCUGGAUGGAUGUCAAAACGAGCUCCUAAUCCUGCAAGAUGACCAGCUAAUCCUGGUGAAACCCAACAUGAUGAUAGAGUAUGACAACUACGAGUAUACCGUGGAGCAGACAAGCAAGAUCUGCUUCCAGAAGAACAGCUUUAACGUCGACCGACUCGGCAACGGCAUCGCAAUCAAGUCCAGGAAGUACAACUUCACUGUGCUGUAUACCUCCGAAGGAGAUAUUAAGAUAGGGGUGUUUAAAAGCUACAUGGGCGCAGUGGACGGACUCUGCGGAGCGUUUGACGGCUCACCCAAAAACGACAGACGUCUGCCUGACGGUAGACUGGCCACCAGCAUCGAUGAGUUUGGACGAGCCUGGGCCAAGCCUGGUCUACCACCCAAUGCUUGCCAGACCAAGAUCAUAUCUGACGAGAAGCAGAAGAAGGCUUGGGCACUUUGUGAUGUGAUUACCAAAGAACCUCUGUCGCAAUGCGGUCACGUACUCAACCUGCACAAAUGGCGCAACAUCUGCCUGGAGAAGAUCUGUUCCUGUACGGAGCUAGUGGUGAACGGCACACAUAGAACUGAGGAGGAGUGUCGCUGUCUACUGCUCGACCAGCUCGUUGCUGAGUGCCUCGCUGCUGACAAGAAUGUGGAUUUGGCCAACUGGAGGAUGAUCAUGGAUUGUCCGGCGGAGUGUCCCCCGCCACUGGUGCACUACGACUGCUACCGCAAGCAGUGCGAGCCGACGUGCUCGGGCUUCGGUCUGGCGCGCUCGUGUCCGGCCGUGGAGGGCCAGUGCUUCCCCGGCUGCUACUGUCCGGAGGGCAAGCUCAGGGUCGGGGACCAGUGCAUCCUGCCUACUGACUGUCUUGACUGUGCCUGCAGUGGAGUAGGAACCCCAGCAAAAUACGUGACCUUUGAAGGAGACGACCUUCCAUUCCUGGGCAACUGCACGUACCUUGCAUCCAGGGACAGGAACGAGACUGGAGACCACAAAUAUGAGGUCUACUCCACCAAUGGACCUUGUGAGGACAAUGGUGAUGUAGUCUGUACCAAGGUCGUCCAUCUUGUGUAUGAGAAGAAGGUCAUACAUGUCAGCAAGAAUGAUGAUACUAAGAAGUUACUAACAACGAUCGGCGACGAGGCAAUUUUCAAGUACCCAGUAAAGAAGGACUGGGUGGUCAUCAGCCAGGACAACGGACAGGAUGUCACCAUACUGCUGCCUGACAUACACGUCGAGCUAACAGUCCUGCAGUCUAAGAUGGAGUUCAGAGUACGCGUGCCCUCAUACCUAUACGCCAAUAAGACGGAGGGACUCUGCGGCGUCUGCGCAGGGUACCAGGAUGUACUCGUCACCAGUAAUGGCACGGAGACUGAGGACUUCGAUGAGUACGGCAAGAGUUGGCAAGCAUCACCGUCCACACUGAAGACCCUGGACAUAUCGGAUCAAGGCCAGUGCGACCAGCCUCCUCCCCCUCCGGAGUGUAAACUCCCCCCUCCCGACUCCAACCCCUGCUACAACCUGUACAACGCUGACCGGUUUGGAGCUUGCCACGCGCUAGUGGAGCCCCAGCCGUUCGUGGAGGCAUGCGAGGCAGACCUGUGCGCCAACGCGAGCGACGCGUGCGCGGCCGCCGAGCGGUACGUCGCCGAGUGCGGCCGCCAGGGGGUCUGUCUGCCGCACUGGAGGACCGACCUAUGUGGAUACCCUUGUGAGGAGCCACUAGUGUACCGCGCGUGUGUCAAAUGUGAGAUGACAUGUGAGAACAGCGACGAGUUGACCAAGAACCCUGACAAGUGCGACAAACCUGCCGUCGAGGGAUGCUUCUGUCCUGAAGGAAAGGUGCGAGUGAACAACACGUGCAUCGAACCCACGAAGUGCUUCCCCUGCGACGCCAAGAAGGAACACUACGCUGGCGAUGAAUGGCAGGAGGACGCGUGCACGAAGUGUUCGUGCAGUAAGCUACCUGGCGAGAACGCGGCGCACGUGGCGUGCACCACGCACACGUGCUCGGCGCCGCUGUGUGCCGACACGGAAGACCUCAUCACUACGCCUGCUAAACCUGGAGUCUGCUGCGACGAUUACCUUUGUGUUCCAAAACCAAAGAAGAACUGCACAGAAGCUAAGAAGAUGGACUGCGGGUACGGACAGGUGCUGAAACAGAAGACUACCGCUGAUGGAUGCACUGAAUUCGCUUGUGAAUGCAUGCCAGCCAGCCAGUGUCCGUCAGUAAACGACACGGACGUGGAAGUGUUCGAGCCGGGCAUGGCCCGCGUCGUGGACAACAGUGGCUGCUGCCCGCGCGUGGAGUACGUCUGCAAGGCGGACACCUGCCCCCGCUCCCCCGCCUGCCCACAGUUCCACGACCUCAAGGUCUAUAAUACUUCUGGAAAAUGCUGCCCGGAGUACAAGUGCGAGCUGCCUAAGGAUAAGUGUAUUGUAAGACUAGAAUGGGAGGCCGCGUCUAAGGGAGGAGAGAAACCGCGCACCACUCCGCAGACUAUCUUCAAAGAUGUGGACGCAGUAUGGUUAGACGGACCAUGUCGGUCCUGUAAAUGCGAGUCGUCAGCCCUGGGCACGUCUGCCCGGUGCCGCGUGACGGAGUGUGGCGUGAUAGUGAGCACGGACCAGUUCGUUCUGGAGCCGCGCCCCGUGCCUUUCCAGUGCUGUCCCGAGCCCGUGCAUGUCGCCUGCAGGGAUGGAGAUAAUAUCUACAAGGUUGGAGAGAACUGGACGUCACCCACGAACCCCUGCGAGAGUUACAAGUGCGAGCAGACGGAGACGGGAGGCAAGCUGGAGAAGGUCACCACCGUGCAGAAGUGUCACACUGAAUGUCAACCUGGUUGGAAGUACUUCCCAGCGACUCCAGAGAGCAAGGAAUGUUGCGGCAAGUGUGAACCGGUGGCGUGUGUAGUGGACGGCCGGGAGCGACCCAUCGGGGAACAUUGGACCUCCGCCGACUUCUGCGCCAACUACACCUGCAUCAAUGUCAAUGGGACGCUCCAAGUGCAAUGUUCAAACGAGACAUGUCCCGAAGUGUCGGAGGCGACGAGGAAGCAGUUCGUGCUGAGCAAUGAGAAGGUGGACGGCAAGUGCUGUCCUAUUGAGGAACCUACUGCGUGUCGCGUCGGGAACCUUAUCUACCAGGAGGGUCAAACCUGGCCAUCACCGACAGACCCGUGCAAGAACAUAACUUGUGCCCGGGACUACAAUGGCCAGCUGUCCCACAAGGAGAGCGUGGCCACCUGCAGCCGGGACUGCACCAAGGGCUGGACGUACGCCGCGCCGCCUGCAGGCGUCUGCUGCGGACACUGCGUGCAGACUGCCUGCGUCGUUGAUGAUAAGGUGGUUGCUCCAGGCACUACCUGGCAGUCAGCGGACAACUGUACGACAUACUCGUGUGACAAGUCGGGCGAGGAGGUGUUCGUGACGUCAUCGACUCAGUUCUGCCCCGACGUGUCGCACUGCGCGCCCGAGAACAUCGUCAACGAUACUUGUUGCCAGAUCUGUGAGGAACAUCCUGAGGCACUCAGUAAAUGCGUCCCGACCAGCAUAUCUCCGGCCGACUCAGUAGGUCUGCUCCGCAUCCACCUGGGCCCGCAUGGGCUGUGUGUCAACAAGUCCCCGCUGCGAGGGUUCAAGGAGUGCCGCGGGACUUGCGACUCCGGCACUCUUUACAAUAACCAAACGGGUGUCCACGAUUCCCGUUGCGAGUGUUGCCAGGCCACUAAGUACGGCUCCCUCGACGUGACGCUGAGCUGUGAGGAUGGCUCCGUACAACAACACCGCGUGGCCACGCCCAGCACCUGCGCCUGCGCAGCCUGCGGCGGACCUGAACGACCGCUAUGGCCCACUAAGUCAGGUUACGCUGGAGUUAAAUCGCCGCCGCGCCGCCCGCCAAUCGAAGAAGACAUUAUACCAGAAAUAUACCAAAGAUUCGGAACAACACGCCCCCAACGAUAA